Molecule: messenger RNA, 1035 nt
Organism: Setaria italica (foxtail millet)
Lineage: Eukaryota; Viridiplantae; Streptophyta; Magnoliopsida; Poales; Poaceae
Product: protein odd-skipped
Exons: 1
Coding region: 145-519 (124 amino acids)
Source: RefSeq, a predicted model, not a curated record
UGCUUACAUUACUUAUCCAUUCAUUCAUCUCAAAGCAGCCUAAUGCUACAAGAGAGAGAGAAUCCAGCAAACAAGGAAGGAGCUUCUUAGCUCAAGCCAGGCAGUUCAUCAAGCCGGUCCGCCUCCAAGCAGAUAGUUUUCUUCAUGGGGAACUGCACGGCGUCGCAGCGCGCAGUGGAGUCGUGGGCCGACGACGGCGAGUGGGAGGAGGAGGCCUCGUCCUCGGAGGAGGGCGACCACCACCACCACCACCAUGACCAUCGUCACCACGAGAGGCCGGAGGAGCACGCGUCGGAGGUGACCAUCAGGAUCACCAAGAGGCAGCUGCACGAGCUGAUGGAGAAGAGGGCCAGCGGCGGCCAUGGGUUGCAGCUGCCAGUGCUAGGGCUGGGCAGCCGGCGGUCGACGGAGCAGCUGCUGGCGGACAUCAUGAACUCCGGGGAGGUGCACCACCACAGGGAAGAGCACUGGCACUGGAAGCCCGCGCUGCAGAGCAUCCCCGAGGCCGUGGAGUCAUGACACCGGAGAAUUCGAUCGAUCUCGAUCGUGACUAAGGUCGUGUUUGAUUCCUGUCGCGUCGAAUUAAGACGAUUUAAUUAUAAAACUAAUUGCAGAAGCUCUCGAGACGAAUCUAUUAAGUUUAAUUAAUCCAUCGUUAGCAAAUGGUUACUGUAGCAUCACAUUGUCAAAUCAUGGAUUAAUUGGACUUAAUAGCAUCUCGCAAAUUAACAUCCGUCUGUGCAAUUAGUUUUGUAAUUAGUUCAUAUUUAAUAUUUUUAGUAUCCAAACAUUCGAUGUGACAUUCGAUGUGACAGGUUAAAGUUUAGUGCUCGAAGUAUACGGUGGUUCAGAAAUUCUCCUACCACCUCUCAAUGUCAUCUUGGUUUCCGCGUUGUUUUCACCUUGUUCGGGGGUAAUCACUAAUCUGUGUAGAUAUCGAUUUUUUAGAUAUGUACAUAACUGUAGUAGGGAAAUUCCAAUGUAAAGUCAAAUUUUCAGGUGUAGGAAAAGAAUCUGUGAAGGCCAAUUCCUGAA